AUGGACCUAUAUCUUGAAGAGGAGGAUUGGGGUCCAUGCGAACUUUGUCCUGUUGGAUGGUCACAACAGGAUGGUAUAUGUCAACAACAAACGGGAAGAAUGGCUAGUAUUGCAGCCUCUACAGCUUACUGUAAAGCACAAGCAGCCACAUAUUCUGAGCUGUUGGAAAUGUGUAUCAAAGAUUUGACACCAGACAAUGAUGACUGCAGGAGUGCCCCUUGUUUGAAUUCAGCUACGUGCGUCGAUGCUAUUGAUGGGUUUAAGUGCGUCUGUCCAUCAAGUCAUACAGGCUCUUUCUGCGAAACAGAAGUUUGCCCCGAGGUUGAUAUCGUCCCUCUUCUACCAGCAAAAAGGAUAACAAUGUCAUCAUCGUUGCUAGGUAAUAGCCAUGACGCAACCAUGGAUAUAAGGCUUGGGGAUUGUGGAGGAUGGGUCCCUACUGACAACAACAAGGAACAGUUUGUCCAGUUAGAUAUAGGAAAACGUGUAACCAUCAAUACAAUACUGACCCAAGGUAGUACACGCUGGAAUAGUUGGGUGCGAUCAUACACCGUAUCAUAUCAGGACGACAAUGGUUUUUUCCAGAAGGUCAAAGACACGACAGUGAAAACAAAGAUGUUUAAUGGAAACAUUGAUACAACCAGUGUCGUAAGAAAUCAGCUUUCAUUAGAGAUGCAAGUUCUGAGACUUUAUCCUGAGACCUGGUCUGGUGGUAUUGCUUUAAAGAUUGGUCUUGCCAGCUGCCAAGAAAUGAUCUCGGGCACAUGUGACGAGGGUUGGCACACCCAUGGUUCAGACUGUAACAAAGUCCUGGAGGAGGAGGCUCAGUUGGAAGAACAGCACCUUGCAUGCGCAUCCUUGGAUGCAGCUGUAGUAUCACCAACACCUGCAGAUACAGCAUACCUUCUACAGCUGCUAAGUUGGAACAAGUUGAAGACAAUUUAUAUUGAUGAAGUAAAUGCUACAUUCACUCCUGUACAUAAAGCUCUGUUGGAAAGUGUGUGGAAAAAUGAUGAAACUGACUGUCCAAGCGAUGCUACAGAAGCUGGUACCUUGAAAAGAGUAUAUUCUGUCCUCCACGUCGACUACGCACAAAACGGCAGUAUCGUGCCUGCUUACUUUAAUGUCUCACAAAAUGUAGUUUUCCCUACUAUUUGUCAAAAAUCUGUAACUAAAUGUGAUGCAAAUAACUGCCUUAACGGAGGCACGUGUGUGCAAAACCUUGGGGAGACGACAUGUGAGUGUCCCAAGGGAUUUACUGGAAACAUAUGUGGAAGAGCGCUGAGAGAUGAUUCGGGUCUCUACCCAUAUGGUGACGUCACCAUUGGUGACAGCGAGGUCUUUGAUGAGGCACAGGUCAUAGAUGCUGAAGUUGGAUUUCCUUGUGGAGAUUCAAUUAAAAACAUGAUAUAUAUAAACAAAAAUGGAGUGAUCAGUUUUGAUAGACCAUUGGAGAUGAACGUUCCACAAAGUUUACCUUUUGAUAGGCAUGAUAUCAUCGCCCCCUUCUGGGCACAGUUCAAGCUAUUUGAAAAAAGCCAUGUGUAUCACCAUGAAUAUACAGCUGAACUGAACAACCGGGAUACAGGACAUAUAUUUACAAUGGUAGAAGAAGACAUAAACACAUACAAUGAAGUCAAUGUUGGGUCUAGCCUCCCCGUAACACCAAGCUUUAAGGCAUUAUGGGUGCUCAUCGUGACAUGGCAGGACAUGGCUCCUGAUGAUGGCCAUCAACAGACAACAGAGUUGAACACAUUCCAAGCGAUAUUGACAACAAACGGCCUUCAAUCAUAUGCAAUCAUCAAGGAUAAGCCCGAUGGGAUGAACUGGGAUCGUGAACAGACAGGGAGAAAGAUAACAAGAGGAAUCUCCGUGUGUGGUCAAACUCAACAAAUUUCUUUGGAACAGCCAGUUGGAGAACCACUGAUUUUCAAAAUUGGAUCCGUAAACGAGAAUCCCGCUACUCAAUGUUUCACUUGGGCAUUGCAGCAAGAUUUGAAUGUACUUGAAAGGAUCAUUGAAGAAUUGCCAUCUUGCCCAUGUACAGCAGGGCAGUUGGAAAGUGAAGGUGUGCGGUGGAUACCGUAUGGGGAGUCUGAAGAUGGAAAACAAUGUUUCACAUCAAGACUACCUUCUAUGAUGUACAAGGCAGGACAGUCUUGUUGCUACGUAAAGCAAAGUGGUAGUUUGAUAACCUCCGGGGCACAAAGUGGCAACGUACAUCGUUUCCAUGAGAGUCAGGAGCUUCAUCGUGAAGCAGAUGUAGAAACAUAUCAGGCAUGUUGUGUCGACACCAAAUGGUGCCAUAUAUUCUAUAUGUUCAGACCAAGGAAUAACUGUACAACGUAUGUGGAACCCUUCAAUCGAAUAUCACAAGACCUUCAGGAUGGCAACGAUCUUUGGUUGUCAGUGCUAGGUUUGAGUGGUAACGACGCCUUGACUGCAAGCGAUGCUUCACAAAGGGCGAGCAUAUUUGGGGCCAUGCAUUUUCACACAUUUGACGGAUUUCGGUAUACAUUUAAUGGUAUCGGAGAGUAUACUCUGUUUCGAGACUUUGAUCGGUCAAGUCUUGUCCAAGGACGUAGCGUUCGAGCCACAGACAAAGAUGGCUUAAAGAUACAGACCAGCGUUCUGAAAGCUAUUGCUGUGGCCACAGUAAAUUCUGAUACAUGCUUCCUAGAAGUUUCCUCAGGUGGACCAACCUCUCAAAAAGUGUUUGUGAACAAGAAACCGGUCCAAGAAGAAUUCUAUACGGAGGAAAGUUUUACCAUACACGCCGAGAACGUCGAUAUUGUGAAAAAUGGAGAAAAUACUACAUUUGUAUUUUCUAAUGGGCUUACUCUAUACAUUUAUGCCAGAGAGGAUAGUUUGGACCUGGCCAUUUCCAUUCCUCCAAAUUGGAGCAAUACAUCAGGCUUGCUAGGAGUCGCCAAUAAGAAUGCAAGCGAUGACUUAACUUCAACUGAAUAUGAUGUGCUACCAACAGAUUCCACACCACAAGAGAUAUUUGCAUUUGGACAAACAUGGAGAGUAUUAUUUGACGAAUCGAUUCUCAAAUAUGAUAGUGCUGAAACAACAGCAAAUUACACAGAUGUAUCGUUUCGACCAGUGUUUGAUAUCCCUGAAGAUUCUGAGAUAGACAAUCUCUGUGGUGACAACUUGGCUUGUGCAUAUGACUAUGGUUUGACUGGAGAUUCAAGUUUUUCACUCCAGAGUGCAGCUUUUGACACCGACCAAAGAAUAAUAGAAAAUGAACUACAAAAUCUCCCUCCAACCAUGACAGUUCCACUAGUCUUGUUGGCUACUGUCGGUAAGACGGCUUUGGUAAAUGUUGCCGCCGUAGAUAGCACGGGCGGGGAGUCACGUAUUCUUCCAACAGGGGAAUUUUCACAAGGAACAUUUACAACUUUCAACUCGGCUACUGGUCAGUUCAGAUGGACACCCAAGGACACGUCGCCUGUAAAAUUGAGCUUUACUGCAGAAGAUGCAAAUGGUACUCUUGCUCCCGAAGCAGUUGUCAAGGUGAAAUUGUGUUCCGGAUGUGGUGAAAAUGGGCUAUGUGAUUUUGGUGCGGUUACAAUAGCAGACUCCAGUGAAACAUUUACAGUAGUACCAUGUAAAUGUAGAGUUGGCUGGACAGGAACUAGAUGCCUCGACAAUGCAGACGGUUGUAAAGAUCUGCCGUGUGGCGAUGGUGCGAAAUGCACAGACGAAGACCCAGAGGAGCACGAGUCUUCUGGUCUUGGGUACACAUGUGCUACUUUCUGUAAUACUGGAUAUGAGAAACGCAAUGGAAGAUGCUAUGAUAUCAACGAAUGCACAUCCCCUGUGAGCCCAUGUGAGCAGGAGUGUGUUGAUACACCAGGAAGCUUUUUAUGCCGCUGUUUCAGAGGUUUCUCCUUGGAUAGCAGCAAUAAAUGUGCAGCGAAUGCUUCAUCGCAGUUAAAUACAGGAGGUGUAAGUACGGAGAAUCCAUUCUAUUCACCAAGUAUUCUCCUAUGGAUUGUUUGUGGAAUUGCUGCUGUAUUGGCCAUAUUCCUCGUGGUCAUGUGCUGUUGCAUGUUCCUCUGUAGAGGAAAGAAGGGACCCGAUAGGUUCACAUCAUAUAACAACGUGGACGCACCAAUGGAAAUAGAGUCGAAAGAUCCGACGUUUUCUACGGUUCAAAUAGCAGAGAGGAAACGAGGACCACCAGUCUUCAAACGUCCAGCUCUCCAAGGAUACAAAUGGUUCUUCGGUUUUUCGCCAGGGGAACUUGGCGGUUCUUCACAACCGACAGAUGGCGCUGUAAGUACAUACGACGGAAACGAUUAUUACGAGGAGCCAAUCAGAUCUCCUCGAACUCCCGUUAUUCACACCGAAAACAACAACGACAUGAACGACGUGAUGUGGAGAUGGAGUAGAAAAGAUAUGGAAGGACAUGUGGGAGACCAUCACUCAAAUAUGAACAUGUUCAAAUAUGAUCCUAAUAUAAGAGAUCCAUUUGAAGUACUUUAUUAACAUGCAGCAAUAUACGUUUUGCAUAUAAUUUGUGAUUUUGUAGCCGAAAGCACUUAUAAAAUGAGCUUCAUCACAUUUACUGGACGGCUACUGGUUACAUAAAUAUGACAUAGUGUACGUGUACAUAUGAAAAUAGUUUUUAUAUACUCCAUCUAAAUAUAGUAUAUUUCAUUGUGAGCUGAUAAAACAAAUGUCCAACUUUUCAAUCUCCUUAUUGUUAAACUGGGGCAAAGUAAGCCCGGUCUUGCAUUGAUUACUUAUUAUUUCUUUACACAUUGUAUUUGUAUUUGCUUUAUGUUGUCAGAUACUAGUCAACCAUUUUCCAUAUGUUCUGUGAAUCGUUGUGUCAGGUGUUCAACUGUAAGUCCAUCUGCUUUAAUACUGAGUAUUUUAUUCCUCGAUUUAGAUCCCUGAAAAGGUGAAAGAAUGGUGACUAGAUUUUUUAACUCAGUGGUAUCCAUGUGGAGGAACAAUUCAAACAGUAAUCAUCAAUAAGCUAUUUUGUUGCUGUAUUGGUCUGAUGUCAUCAUUAAUGAUUGUUUAAUCCUACUAAAUAAUUGUUGUACAUUGUGGGAUCCACAGCCUUAACUAUCCUUUUCUCUCAAAAGCGUUAGGUAAAGAGGGACUCUGAUAAAUC
Messenger RNA from Owenia fusiformis, 5137 nucleotides. The record is from the annotation of a GenBank genome assembly. Lineage: Eukaryota; Metazoa; Annelida; Polychaeta; Sabellida; Oweniidae.